AUGAUCCGCAUUGCUGCUCUCUUUUUACUGUUCGCGACCGGCUUCGCACAAGACUGCUACGACAAUUUGACCUCCAUAUACGAGGAAAUCGGUGACGACAGUAAGGUUGAUGAACCCAAGCGUUUCGUACUUUGUCCCAAUACGAUCUUUGACGCCGGCUUCUUGGUGCCGGGAGAAGGUAUCACCGGAGGUCAAUUUCCAUUAAUCCCGCGAUCCAAUACGGAGUACUCGUGCGGCGAAGAUGGAAGCUCUGCGAACAACUGCAUCAUUCGCGGAGGAGACUUUGGGAUGAUGUCGGUUCCGAUCUUUUUUCGAAACGAUCAGGCCGUCGACAAUGUCGUUCUCAAGGGAAUCACAUUUGAGCGACAGGAGCAAUACGGAAUCUUCCUUGGCAUGCCGGGAGACAUCAUCUACGAAGACUGUAUUGUGAGGGAUCAAGAGAACCUCGGUCCAGUUUUCGUGAACUAUGAGUCUGAGGUCCUCGACGAUGCCCAAAACCUCGAUGUCACCUUUUCCAGCAGUCUCUUUUCGAAUAACACUCAAGCAGCCCGGGGAUUAGGAAUCGAAUUCGGUGUCAUGACAAUCAGAGGGGAUGCAUACACGAAGGUGACAGUUGACAGUUGUUUGUUCACCCAAAAUCAAUACGGGAACCCUAUCAAUGCCCCCAUCGGAUACGCCAUCCAUGCCUACCCCAACACGAAUCUCAUUCUCAAGAACUCAUGCUUUGUGGAAAACAGCUUCCUUGGUGGUGGAACAGUCGUGGUGGCAGAGGACAGUUUCUUUGCGCUGAUCGGUGCCAAUCAUGCCGAUGGUGGAGCAGAUUUCAUCCUUAUCUGUGACUAUGUGGCACGGUAUCCCACCGAACAGGAUCGGGCCAAUCUCAAUCCAACUUGUAUUCCAUCACAAUCUGACGUUUGCUUGUUGCAACGCUAG
Messenger RNA from Seminavis robusta, 933 nucleotides. NCBI's taxonomy places the organism in Eukaryota, Bacillariophyta, Bacillariophyceae, Naviculales, Naviculaceae. The record is from the annotation of a GenBank genome assembly.